Molecule: messenger RNA, 792 nt
Organism: Mytilus californianus (California mussel)
Lineage: Eukaryota; Metazoa; Mollusca; Bivalvia; Mytilida; Mytilidae
Product: regulator of G-protein signaling 4-like
Exons: 5
Coding region: 1-792 (263 amino acids)
Source: RefSeq, a predicted model, not a curated record
AUGUCCACCUUACAAAAGAUUGACGACGCUUCAGACCCUGAUGAACAGUCAGAUUUAUUCUUUUCAACAAAGAAAGAUAAAGAGUCUAAAAGACAAAAACUAAAACGGAUAAUCACCCGACCUUUACGGAGGAGUCAGAGCGCAUGCUGUGAAAAUGAAAUCCCAUCACAUGCAUUAUUUUUAGAUACCAAAAAUGGCAAAUCAAAAGACACGAUGGAAAAUCGUGCUUUGGACUUAUUCCUUUAUCAAAGGCUUUUUGGUAGCCAUGAUGACGACGAUAAAGCAAGACGGUUUCACAAGACCUGUUCAGCCGAGUCAGCAUUAGCAGAAAACGUUCAGGCAAAAUCCAAAUCUAUGGAUCACGAGAGCUCAUUUCCCUUCUUUAACACAACGACACAUGACCAAGCAUUACAGUGGAGUAAAUCAUUAGAUGAUCUUCUACGGGACAAAAAUGGUGUAGAGUUGUUUCUAUUGUUUCUUCGGUCCGAGUUUAGCGAGGAGAAUUUAGAGUUUUGGAUUGCCUGUGAAGAAUUUCGAACAUGUAACGAAUCUAGCAUGCCAAUAAUGGCUCAAAAGAUUUACAAUGAAUUUGUUGUCUCGAAAGCACCAAAAGAGGUAAAUUUAGACGCUGACACUAAAACAGAGACCAUCGAAAAUUUAGAAAGUCUUUCCCGGGAUACAUUUGAUGCUCCUCAACAUAAGAUUCAAGCUCUAAUGGCAAAAGAUUCAUAUCCACGAUUCUUGGAGUCCGAUCUUUACCAGUUUCUUAUUGAAAAUGUUUCCAAAGUUUGA